AAUAUUCAGAAUGCUGUUUAAUCUGCUAUCUGAAGCUCUAAUAAUCUACAUUUACAUUGGAUUAUGCAUUGCAAAUGCAGACAACAGAACCUUUCCAUGCACAAUUGAAGAAAAUAACUCAUCAGUUGUUUUUGACUGUCAUGCACGACGGCUGAAAAACGUUCCAUCUCCCAUCACCUACUUGGCUAACUCUGUACAGCUGCUGCUGUCUGAAAAUUAUCUGCAGACUAUACCAAAUACUGCCUUUCGGAAAUGGCAUAAUUUAACAAAAUUAGAUUUAAGCUCAAAUUACAAACAGUACAAUACUAAUCCCUGUGAAGUAAGGCUAGUAAUUGGGGAUAAAACAUUCACCAACCUAACAACACUGAAACAGCUAAUAAUUGAUAACAAUAAUUUGCACAAAAUACCCACUGGACUGCCCAUUUCACUAUCUCAAUUAAGCUUACGGUAUAAUAAUAUUUCCUCGGUCAACAAAAAAAGUUUCUCACAAGUCAAACUCCUCAAGGAGCUGUACCUGGAUCAUAACUGUUACUAUGGUAAUAGCUGUCCGGGAGUUUUUGAGAUCCAAGAUGAACCAUUUUUUCAAUUACAAGAGUUAACCGUUUUGUCUUUGUCGUAUAACAACUUAGCCAAAGUUCCCCCAAAACUGCCAUCAUCCCUAAAAGAACUUUAUUUGAGCAGUAACAAAAUAAAUGUUAUUGACAGAGAAGAUUUCAUCAGUCUAACUAAUUUGGAAAUCCUACAUUUAAGUGGUAACUGCCCAAGAUGUUUCAAUUCUCGUUUCCCAUGCAAACCUUGUGUUGGACAAACUUCACUUAAAAUACAUCCUUACGCAUUUCAGAACCUUAAUAAAUUGUUGGAGCUUAACCUGGGAAAUGCCUCUCUGACGUCAGUAUCAAGUUUGUGGUUUCUAAACACAACUCGUCUAAAAGUGUUAAACCUUGCAAGGAACUAUUUGGUGAAGGAAAUGGCAUCAGCAGAUUUUUUAGUUCAUUUACCUUACCUUCAAAAACUGGAUUUAUCAUUCAAUUAUGAGAUAAGAAAGUAUUUCAAAUAUAUAAAUCUUUCAGAUAACUUUUCAAAAUUAUUAUCCCUCCAAGAGUUGCAUAUAGAAGGUUAUGUCUUUCAAGAAAUUACAAGUAAUAACAUUGCACCGCUAUCACAUAUAAGCACACUGAAUAUCAUUAAUUUUGGAGUAAAUUUUAUUAGGCAAGUUGAUUUGAAAGUGUUUCAGAAAUUCAAAAACUUAACACUGAUAUACUUGUCUGACAACAGAAUAUCCCCAUAUUCUGAGAGAGGUAAUCAAAGCAGAAGAUUUAAAAGAUCUACCAGUCAAAACAUUCAACGACGUUCCACCAAUGAUGAUGUUGUACAUACGGCAUCUUUUACAGAAACUGUUAACUGGUCUGGUCAAAUCAUUAAACCCUUGUGUAGUUUAUAUGGAAAAACUUUAGAUCUUAGUUCGAACAGCAUUUUCUAUAUAGCUCCAGAAGAAUUUAGUUCAUUAUCAGAUGUAGCAUGUGUGAAUUUGUCCCACAAUUACAUUGACCAAAAUUUAAAUGGGACAGAAUUUAUCUACUUAUCAAAUGUAACAUAUUUAGAUCUUUCAUAUAAUAAAUUAGAUUUUGACUCUUCUACUGCCUUUAAAGAAUUGCCAAAGCUAAAAGGUUUAGAUUUGAGUCACAACAGCAAAUAUUUUGUUGAGGCGGCCGUGACUCAUAAUUUACAAUUUAUUCAUAAUCUUCCCAGUCUAGAGGUGUUAAAUUUAAGCUGGAAUGGAAUCUCCACUUUAACAGAGUAUGAAAUGAACAGUAUCUCCCUAAAAGAGUUACGGUUUUCAGGGAACCGUUUGGAUGUGAUGUGGAGUAACUGGAACCAGCGUUAUUUAGAUAUUUUUAAGAACUUUACCAAUCUUAGUAUCCUCGAUUUAUCUAGAAAUAGGCUUGUAACACUUCCAGAGAAAAUAGUUGCCAACUUUCCGGCAAACCUAACUGAACUAUAUUUAAACCAUAAUAUAAUAUCAUUUUGGGAGUGGAAAACAUUGGAGUACAUUCAAUAUCUGGAGCUUCUUGACCUCAGCUAUAAUAGGUUGACAACGCUAUAUAAUGGCAUCUACAAGUAUACAUCAUCUUUGCAGAGACUUCUGCUCAGCAACAAUCUAAUUUCAAGCUUGCCAGACGGGUUUCUUUAUAAAGCUUACAGCCUUACUGCACUUGACUUGAGCUACAACCAUAUUCAGAACAUAAACAAAUCAGUAUUUUUAUUUGGGAAGUAUAACUAUCUAAAAGUACUGUGGGUGAAAGGAAAUCCAUUUGAUUGUACCUGCGAAAUUGUUGACUUUUUACAGUGGAUCAGAACAAAUAAUGUUACUAUUCCUCUAUUGGCCACUGAUGUCAGAUGUGCUGUUCCAGAUUAUAGAAAGGCAAAAAGCAUUAUAUACUUUGAUAUACAUGCAUGUAGUCUAGAUGCUACUUCUUUGAUGCUUUUCUUUAUGUCAUUUUCUGCUAUUGUUCUUAUAAUUAUAUUAUCAACUAUGAAACAUUUAUUUUACUGGGAUGUAUGGUAUGUAUACCAUUGGUGUAUGGCAAAGCUGAAACUUAACAAAGUCCGUAAUUCAGAAAAGCUAUAUGAUGCAUUUAUCACGUACGAUGAGACAGACCCAGCAGUGACUGACUGGGUUUUUAAUGAACUAUGUUAUCAGUUGGAGGUCAAAGGAGAAAAACACAUACUUCUCUGCUUAGAAGAAAGAGACUGGGAGCCGGGAAAAGCGGUUAUUGAUAAUAUUAUUGAAAGCAUUAACCAAAGCAAAAAAACAGUAUUUGUGCUAACUAAAAAAUAUGUGAAGAGUGGAAAGUUCAGAACAGCAUUUUACUUGGCGAUGCAAAAAUUGAUGGAUGAGAAUAUGGACGUGAUUGUCAUUGUACUAUUGCAGCCUGUUCUUCAGCAAUCUCAGUAUCUGAGACUCAGGAAAAAAAUAUGCUCAAGCUCAAUUUUGGAAUGGCCCAAAAAUCCUCAUGCAGAAGAUUUUUUCUGGCAAACAAUGAAAAAUGUUUUAGUGACAGAAAACAGCAGCAGGUACAAUAACUUGUACACAGCGUCUGUCGCAACUUAGUAAUAUGGCUGUAAAUAAAUUGUAAUUGUAUAUCACAUGGUGUCAGUCGCACUGACAUCAGAUCUGUAAAAUCCAUCCAUUAAUAAACUGAUUUAUCCAGCAAUAGGUGGAUUUACGGGAAAGGCAGACAACUGAGGAUCUAGGGUAGGUUCCAGAUGAUAUAUAUAUAUAUAUAUAUAUAUAUAUAUAUAUAUAUAUAUACAUACAUACACACAGUAUAUAUGUUUAC
This is a messenger RNA of Pseudophryne corroboree (corroboree frog), 3341 nucleotides long. RefSeq names its product toll-like receptor 8. Gene Ontology annotation, molecular function: protein binding; pattern recognition receptor activity. The record is from RefSeq and is a predicted model, not a curated record. The transcript has a single exon. Gene Ontology annotation, cellular component: plasma membrane. Bases 11 to 3112 code for a protein of 1033 amino acids. Lineage: Eukaryota; Metazoa; Chordata; Amphibia; Anura; Myobatrachidae. Gene Ontology annotation, biological process: toll-like receptor signaling pathway; defense response to virus; positive regulation of interleukin-6 production.